GGCAGUCGCCAACGAAUCGCGCGCGCAAGCAAACCGCCAGCGAACUGCAGCGGAGGAGCAUCUCCGCCUGAAUGGAAUAACCCUAGCUGAGGACCGAACAUCGUAGAUAUCGAGGCAGAAGAUUGGACAACCAAGUCACCUUUGACCCGGACAACGGAGACGGACAACGCAGCAGACUGGCAGAAUGGCCGCUGGAAAGUUGACUGAUCGGGAGCGGGAGGCGAUCGUCAGCAAUCUGACCAAGGACGUGCAGGCUCUGAGGGAAAUGGUGAGGAGUCGGGAGAGCGAGCUGGUCAAGCUGCACCGCGAAAUCCACAAGCUGAAGAGUGUGCUCCAGCAGACCACCAACAACCUGAACGUCACCCGAAAUGAAAAGGCCAAGAAGAAGCUCUACUCCUUGCCAGAGCAAUGCGGCGAGCAGGAAAGUAGGAACCAGAAUCCACAUUUGUGCAGCUCCUGCGGCAUGGUGCUGCCCACCAGUCCGGAGUUCGCCCUGGAGGCGCUUUCUCUGGGACCGCUGGCCCCCUUACCAUCAACAUCUUCCGCCUCCCCAUCUGGAUCGACAUCUGCGGAUGAAGUGCGACCCAAGGCGAUGCCCGCUGCCAUCAAGAAACAAGGUGUAUCCGCCGAGAGCUGUGUGCAGUCCAUGCAGCAAUCCUACAGCAUACCGAUUCCAAAAUACGACAAGGAUUUCAGUGAUAAGCAGCAAAUCAAAGACGCCAUCAUGGACAAUGACUUCCUAAAGAACAUAGACGCAUCGCAGGUGCGGGAACUGGUGGAUUCAAUGUACUCCAAGAGCAUAGCAGCCGGCGAGUUUGUGAUCCGCGAGGGUGAAGUGGGCGCACAUCUGUACGUCUCCGCCGCCGGCGAGUUUGCGGUGAUGCAGCAGGGCAAGGUUCUGGACAAGAUGGGGGCGGGAAAGGCGUUUGGGGAGCUGGCUAUCCUCUACAACUGCACCAGGACGGCCUCCAUUCGAGUCCUAAGUGAGGCUGCGAGGGUAUGGGUGCUGGACAGACGGGUCUUUCAGCAGAUUAUGAUGUGCACGGGCCUCCAGCGAAUCGAAAACAGCGUGAACUUCCUAAAAUCCGUGCCCCUGCUGAUGAACCUUAGUGAGGAACUGCUGGCCAAGAUAGCAGACGUUCUGGAGCUGGAGUUCUACGCCGCUGGCACCUACAUCAUCCGACAAGGAACCGCCGGGGACAGUUUCUUCUUGAUCUCACAGGGCAAUGUCCGCGUGACCCAAAAACUAACUCCCACCUCCCCGGAGGAAACUGAGUUGCGAACGCUGUCCAGGGGAGACUAUUUCGGAGAGCAGGCGCUGAUCAACGAGGAUAAGCGAACGGCCAACAUCAUCGCACUGUCACCAGGAGUUGAGUGCUUGACCCUGGACAGGGAUUCCUUCAAGCGGCUGAUUGGGGAUCUCUGCGAGCUGAAGGAGAAGGACUACGGCGAUGAGAGCAGGAUGCUAGCGAUGAAGCAGGCGCGGGAAAGCUGCCGGGAUGAGCCGAAGGAGCAGUUGCAGCAGGAGUUCCCCGAUCUCAAGCUCACGGACCUCGAGGUGGUCAGCACUCUUGGCAUCGGAGGCUUUGGUCGGGUGGAGCUGGUCAAGGCCCACCAUCAAGAUCGCGUGGAUAUUUUUGCCCUGAAGUGCCUCAAGAAGCGACACAUUGUGGAUACCAAACAGGAGGAGCACAUCUUCAGCGAACGCCACAUCAUGCUCAGUUCGAGGUCGCCCUUCAUCUGCCGUUUGUAUCGCACCUUCCGUGACGAGAAGUACGUGUAUAUGCUGCUCGAGGCCUGCAUGGGUGGGGAGAUAUGGACGAUGCUCCGGGAUCGCGGAUCCUUCGAGGACAACGCGGCGCAGUUCAUCAUCGGGUGUGUCCUGCAGGCGUUUGAGUACCUGCAUGCCCGCGGAAUCAUCUAUAGAGACCUUAAGCCGGAGAACCUGAUGCUGGAUGAGCGCGGCUAUGUCAAAAUCGUGGACUUUGGCUUCGCCAAGCAGAUCGGAACGAGCUCUAAGACGUGGACCUUCUGCGGCACACCGGAGUACGUGGCACCCGAGAUCAUCCUGAACAAGGGUCACGAUCGAGCGGUAGACUACUGGGCUUUGGGCAUUCUCAUUCAUGAACUGCUCAACGGAACGCCACCGUUCAGUGCUCCAGAUCCCAUGCAGACGUACAACCUCAUCCUGAAGGGCAUUGACAUGAUAGCCUUUCCCAAGCACAUCUCCCGCUGGGCCGUGCAGCUCAUCAAGAGGCUAUGCCGCGAUGUUCCAUCGGAGCGCCUCGGCUACCAGACUGGUGGCAUCCAGGACAUAAAGAAACAUAAGUGGUUCCUGGGAUUCGACUGGGACGGCUUGGCCAGCCAGCUGCUGAUUCCGCCCUUCGUGAGACCCAUCGCCCAUCCCACGGAUGUGCGCUACUUCGACCGCUUUCCGUGCGAUUUGAACGAGCCACCGGACGAGCUCUCCGGCUGGGAUGCGGAUUUCUAGGCCCAUUCCGAUACCUCCUUGACUUAGUAAUUGAUCACUCUUUAGUUAAAUAUAGGUUACUUUACUGAU
This is a messenger RNA of Drosophila sechellia, 2560 nucleotides long. It is a transcript of the gene Pkg21D, whose product is annotated as Protein kinase, cGMP-dependent at 21D. The coding region runs from base 185 to 2491 and encodes 768 amino acids. Lineage: Eukaryota; Metazoa; Arthropoda; Insecta; Diptera; Drosophilidae. The transcript has 5 exons. Gene Ontology annotation, biological process: protein phosphorylation. Gene Ontology annotation, molecular function: cGMP-dependent protein kinase activity; ATP binding. The record is from RefSeq and is a predicted model, not a curated record.